UGGGCUCUCUGAAGAGUUUGACAGCUUAAUCCAAGCUCUCCUCGUGGUGAAAGAUGGCAAAGAGGGAUCCUAUUGUUCACAUGUAUUUAAGUGCAGGAUGAGCCCGCCACACUGGAUUAAUGGUUUCUCCUCUGCACAAGCAGCACUUGCCUUAGCUGCCUGGGGAGGAGCUGGGGACCUGCCGCAGGGAGAGGGUCAUGGAGGGAAACACGCAGCUUAUUCAGGUCAUCCAGGAAAUGCACUCGGAGAUCAACAAGCUGGAGAGAGAAAAUAGGGCCCUUCGGGUGGAACUGAAAUUCAGCGGACAGAGGGCAACUAACCGGGAAGAAGGAGCAAGAGGACAAGGUGGAAAUGGGGAAGCCAGAAGCCUCACUGAUUCAGGGGAAGAGAGGGUCACUUCUCCAGUGGCCCUGCGUAGGAAUGUCUCAGCCAGCUCAGCUCUGGCACUGCAGGAACAGAAAGGUAAUAGAAUGAUUGUUAGGCGUUAUUCCAUCUCUUCCUCUGUGCAAUCUUUUUCUGGCCACAAACACCACAAAGCUGAGAAAAGACAUCCAAGUAACAGAAUCCUGGAGGUGCAGGGAAUUGUCAAACCACCAGCGGGCUCCUCGGUGAUAACCAACGAAGAAGAAAAAGGAUCUGCAAAAAUUCCAGCGGAUUGCUUCUCCAGCAAUAAUUCUAGCAAAAAGAGAUCUUUUCAAGAGCAUGUUUAUAAGUGCAGGGGUAAAGUAAAGGCGGUUAGGUUCCUGUUACCAAUGGACAUGUCAUCUUAUUCCGAAAAUCAAGGUUCUUUCAAAUGCCCACAAAAUCAGGACACAAAACAGUUAAGCACCAUUAUUGAAAAGGAUAUGUGAGCUGGUGAAUUUUUAAAGGCCCAUUGAUUCUUGAGAUAAACUAGCCUUAAUGAUAGCUGCGUGUCAGGUUAUGUUUCUGCAAAGUGCUUUGGCAGGAUGCCUUCGGAGAAUCACUAAGACUGUGUUCCAGGUCACUGGCCUGUUGUUUAGCAAGAAAAUGGAAGCCAUGACAAAACCUGUCAGAAGCCUAUAUACUAUGUUGAAAUCCCUUGGUAACAAUAUACCACCACCAAGUAUAUUUUUGCAAGAUCCACAUACCUCAAGAACUACUUUUAAAUAGCAUAUGUUGCAGUGUUACUGUUACCACGCAACACAAUUUCUUAUGUUUUGUUGUUGUUCCCAUUGCUAGAAAAAUAUAUAUUUGAAAUCACAAAAUAGAAACAAUUAAAGGACCUGCGAGUUUUUCUGUGUUUUCUGUAAAACCUUAUAAUAGAAAUAUAGCUGGGCUUCUGUGUUGAGAAUAAUAUGUUAACAGUCAUUUGAAUAUUUAUAGGCAUUCACCUUGACUGUCAAUAUCCCUUUUCUACUCAUUUUCUGUGAAUAUUCUAGCGCAUGAGGUACUGGCAAGAAUGUUCACCUAAAAUUGCAUGAAGGGACUAUUGAGAGAAUAGAAACCAUGACAGAUCUUACUAUGAAAAUGCCAUCAAGAGCCUGAUUCUAAGUUAUGCUCAUCUGUUCAGCAACCAGAAACAUACCAUGUGUUCAGCUGUUUUGAUUGGAAUUCUGAAUAUCAAACGCUUGUAGUGAAUUAUUUGUGAACAAGCUCCAGAUCAAGAAUUAUUUGCUGAAAAUAUUUAGCAAAUAACUUCAAAUACAGAGAAAAUGUGAGGAAAAGGAAAAGUGGGGACAAUUCAUGACAAGGAAAAGAGGAAAAACUCAUCAAGUAAAUUAUUUAUUGUGAACUAUUUACCCGCU
Chelonia mydas (Green sea turtle) is the source of this 1766-nucleotide messenger RNA. RefSeq names its product putative coiled-coil domain-containing protein 195. The transcript has 3 exons. The record is from RefSeq and is a predicted model, not a curated record. The coding region runs from base 198 to 851 and encodes 217 amino acids. Lineage: Eukaryota; Metazoa; Chordata; Testudines; Cheloniidae.